Molecule: messenger RNA, 2929 nt
Organism: Hypoxylon fragiforme
Lineage: Eukaryota; Fungi; Ascomycota; Sordariomycetes; Xylariales; Hypoxylaceae
Product: heme peroxidase
Exons: 4
Coding region: 214-2673 (819 amino acids)
Biological process (GO): response to oxidative stress
Molecular function (GO): peroxidase activity; heme binding
Source: RefSeq, a predicted model, not a curated record
AUCCCCUAUAUUCUGCUCCUGUUGAAUCUUGAGUCUAUCCUCCGGUGGCAGAGUCCUUCUCCGAGUCAAAUAUUGUGCUUACUCUCUUUAUCUACGUCGUUGCCCCCCUAUGUUCAUUCUAUAGGUUUAGAGCGUGUUUUUGUCUAAUAUUUUAGCGGUAGAUAUCUUGCUUAUUAAUAUUUGUAUUUGGUUUGACUAAUAUCACCUACAGCGAUGCACUGGAUCUCUCUAUGUUGGGGGGCUAUUUUAUCGUUGAUUUUUUCUGCGAGGGCUGAUCCAACAUGGCCGUCUCAGAAUGAUGAACUCGAAGAGAUCAUGUACCAGGUCAAAGGUUAUAGGAGUAGGAAUUUCGGUGGGACUGUCAUUCCAUGUUCUAACGAAGCAUCGGGCCCUGGUCGACAGAAUGCCGCGGAGUGGCUGCGAGCAGCUUUCCAUGACAUGGCCACGACUACGAAUCUGAAUAACGUACGAGCCGGUGGGCUUGAUGGCUCUUUACAGUAUGAGCUAACUAGCUCGGACAAUCUUGGCCCAGGGUUUAACACAACCCUCAGGUUCAUGGCCGACUAUUAUACUAGUCGAUCAAGUGUAGCGGAUCUCAUCGCUCUAGGCGUAUACUAUUCCGUUAGGUCUUGUGGUGGACCUAUAGUGCCCGUCUCCGGUGGGAGAGUUGAUGCUCUGACAGCUGGUCCCAUAGGUGUACCGCUGCCACAGAACACUGCCUUCACUUUUGAGCAGCAAUUCAUACGCAUGGGGUUUGAUAGAGAGGAGAUGAUUCAAGUCACCGCCUGUGGCCAUUCGAUCGGCGGCGUACACGACAACGAAUUCCCGGAAAUCGUUCCUGUCGGGUCUGCAUCAAAUGGCGAGGUUGCCUUGGAUUCAACUGUCGCAGUCUUCGAUAACAAUGUCGUUACCGAGUACCUCGCUGGAAACACGACAAACCCUUUGGUGGUUGGUCCAUCGAUUAGGGCAACCAGGAACUCGGACUUCAAAGUAUUCAACUACGAUGGGAACGUGACUAUUAGUGCGAUGGCAGGUGCUGCGGAUUUCAAUAGCAUAUGCACAACCCUUCUCCGAAAAAUGAUUGAUACCGUGCCAACCGGCGUGGUUCUCUCAGAUCCUAUUCAACCGUACUCUGUGAAGCCAGUUAACAUGCAGUUGGCACUUAAUCCUGGGGCCACUACGAUGCAGUUGACUGGACUGAUACGUGUGCGAACUACAGAUAUGGGAACUGACUCUGUCUCUAGUCUCACACUCAAUUACAAGGACCGGAAUGGAGGUGAUGACUGUGAUAGGACGAGCUGUGAAUAUACAGCAACUCUUUUAGGUGCAACUGAGGGGUUUGACGACCAGUUUGUUUGGUUUCCCAUCGAUGCUGCUAUCUCAACCUCUACCGGCAUUUCAUCCUUCACCGUAACCCUUAACAUGGCAAGCGGAACAAGCCAGACUUUUGACAACAACGGCAACUCGUAUCCUAUGCAAGACGCGAUACUAAUUCAAAGCCCUCAAAGCUGUCUCCUUGCUGGAACUCUCACAGUAACCGCAGCCGUCCGCAAUGACCGCAAAACCCUUCCCGUUAACAUGUUUAUCUCGUAUAAGACCCCGACUGGAAAUCCAAAUCGUCCUGUACCAACAUUGAGAAAUGCGACAGUGACUAUGACUGAAGGGACUUGUGUGGGCUCGCAUACCUUUUAUACGGCGAACUACACUAACCUUGGUGAUCUUGCAUAUACAUCUAAAAUUGACCUUAUUAGUGGAAGUGAAUCAUCAGCUCUUAGGGACGACUUUAAUGCGGCAAGUGACUUGGGAGCAGCGUGCCAACCUUUCCAAAACCCGCCCUCGUCCCUAUGUAACACAGGAGGAGCGUCGACAUCUUCUGCGUCGUCGGCUACUUUGUCCAUUGACACUACCUCGUCAUCGACUGUGUCGGUUACUGUCUCGUCAACUAGCACAAGCACUUCUUCUACAGCACCAACAGAGACAUUACAUCACAGACAGGACUUGGGGGGAUACGAGCUUGUAGGAUGCCAAAAGGAAUCCACAACAGGGGGAGCACGAGCUCUGAAUGGUGCUUCGUUUGCUUACGAUAGUAUGACCCUAGAAAGUUGUAUGAGUAAUUGUACCGGCUAUAUCUACUGGGGCACAGAGUAUGGCCGGGAAUGCUACUGUGGUGACUCGCUUGACCCAACAAGCGAAAAUGCGCCCUCGACUGACUGCACAAUGGUGUGCGGCGGGGAUACCACGGAAUACUGCGGAGAUAGCAAUAGAAUCGAAUUGUACAGCACUACAGCCAGCCAACCAAUGCCAACUGCCACACUGGCCCCCAAACCGACAGUCUCGCCCUAUGUCCGGGUCGGCUGCUACAACGAAGUUUCGGGCGGCCGGGCUUUAACAGGGGCAUCCUACGCUAACGACUCUAUGACACUGGAGAUGUGUGCUUCCAACUGCGCCGGGUUUACGUACUGGGGGGCAGAGUACGGCCGCGAGUGCUACUGUGGCGAUACCUUGGAUAGCCUCAGCACUCCUGCCCCUGAGACCGACUGCCAGACCAUGGUCUGUGCCGGUAAUCGGUAUGAGUAUUGCGGGGCUGGAAACAGACUGGAGCUAUACCAGUUAGCGACGGCUUCUUCGGCGCUGCUUGCUACGGCGACAGCGACGGCGAGCCCGGAUGUGUAGUAAUGCUAAACGUUGGGGAGUGAGAUGACGCUUAUGGUAACCUUGGUAUUUAUGAAGGGAUAAUUGUGGUGUGCCUAUGAUCUAUAUCCGGAUAUAAAAGUACGAUUUACGAUGAUUAGACGAGGAACGGAUGUAUGGAUAUAUGGCAGAACAUUGAAUGUAUGUUGUAUACUACUAGUAGUACAGCGCCUAAGUGUAUUGAUAUACUGGAAGUUUAGUUGAAAUGCAAGAGGUUUUAAAGGAAGUUAGUUGUGAC